Mugil cephalus (flathead mullet) is the source of this 6344-nucleotide messenger RNA. It is a transcript of the gene mchr2b, whose product is annotated as melanin-concentrating hormone receptor 2. NCBI's taxonomy places the organism in Eukaryota, Metazoa, Chordata, Actinopteri, Mugiliformes, Mugilidae. Gene Ontology annotation, biological process: neuropeptide signaling pathway. Gene Ontology annotation, molecular function: G protein-coupled receptor activity; neuropeptide binding. Gene Ontology annotation, cellular component: neuron projection; membrane. The transcript is spliced from 2 exons. The record is from RefSeq and is a predicted model, not a curated record. Bases 393 to 1436 code for a protein of 347 amino acids.
GAUUUGCUUGUCUUAUUAUCCUACACAACACAGCAAAUGAUCUUUGAAGGGAGGGAACUAGUGUCCGCUCAGGCUCCCUCUGCGUUUGGUGAAGGCACAGCAGAAGCGCAUGGUAAACAGCCAGGUCAUAGUUUGCUCUCAGAGAUUAACAUGUGAACGGGCUCGAUCUUUUUUUUUUUUUUUCGUCAGUCUUAAUUGGACUGUGUUUAUGUUUGUUGUGUGUUUUUUUUUUCCUGCUUUACGUUACCGGUUCAAGGGGAAUCCGCGCCCGGAUUAACUCGAGGGAGAGGAUACGCGCGUUUGGAGAGAGCGCAAGUUUUACGCCUGAGUUUGGAGAGCGGACGCGCUGUAAUUAGAACCACACCUUUGAUUUUACCAAAGAGGAUCCGAAGAUGAAUGGCACGGACAUAAUUUGCGGUUACAACCAAACAAACAACUUCACCGACCGGUCAUGUGUGAACUCAACUCCCAUACCUUACAGUCACAUCGACAUCACCACCUUCAUGCACAUAUUCCCUUCAAUCUAUGGAAUCCUGUGCUCCGUCGGAGUCAUAGCCAACGGGCUGGUUAUUUACGCGGUGGCUGCAUGCAAGAAGAAGAUGGUCUCUGACAUCUACGUGCUCAACUUGGCGAUAGCAGACAUGCUGUUCUUGUUGGUGAUGCCCUUCAACAUUCACCAGCUGGUCAGAGACAGACAGUGGGUUUUUGGAAACUUUAUGUGUAAAGCGGUUGUUGUGGUGGACGUCAGCAACCAGUUUACCACAGUGGGAAUAGUUACCGUGCUGUGCAUUGAUCGGUACAUAGCCAUCGUCCACCCGAGCUCAGAGAAGAGGACCGUGCAGUGGACCAUCCUCAUCAAUCUGCUGGUGUGGCUGGGCAGCUUCCUGCUCACCGUGCCGGUCAUGAUGUACGCCAAGGUGGUGCGCCGGCAGCAUUUGGAGGUGUGCAUGAUGUACCUGGACGGGCCCGAAGACAUGUACUGGUACACCCUCUACCAGUCUAUCCUGGGCUUCAUCAUCCCCCUCAUCAUCAUCAGCACCUUCUACUCGCUGACCCUCUACCACGUCUUCAGCUCCAUCCGCCGGGUGAAACGCAAGCAGUCCGUGUGGGCCAAGAGAGCCACCAAGAUGGUCCUGAUGGUCAUCGCCCUGUUCCUGGUGUGCUGGUCGCCCUACCACGUCAUCCAGGUGGUGAACCUCAGCAACAACACGCCGACCGUCGCCUUCGUCUACGCCUACAACAUCAGCAUCUGCCUCAGCUACUCCCACAGCUGCAUCAACCCGCUCAUGUUGCUCAUCUUCGCCCAGAACUACCGCGAGCGCCUUUGCCGCAGGAACGUGCUGCACAGCUCCCAGCACUCGUCCAAGGUGACCGUGGUCAAAACGGACGGCUCGAGCACGACGAACGACUCCAACUAUCGCUGUACUGUCAUCUAAGAAGGAAGAGCCCUUUCUUGUACAUACACACGUAGAUGUUUCGCUGCUUGCCACAAAAGGAAGUAGGUCCAAAGAGCGGUGUUGUCUCUGAAGUAAACUGAUACCACAAAAAGAAAAAGUUGGUUCGAAGCAUGAGCACUUCCAGCUCAGCCGCCGCCAACUGGGAGCUUUUCAUUAACCUUUAUCAACCACGGGCUACAUCUUGUGCCACGCCGGUGUGUGACAGUACUGAAGUGCAGCUUGAGAGCUCUGUGGCGGGCAAAUAUUAGCAUUUUGUUGAGUGUGUGUGUGUAUGUGUGUGAACUUGUUGUGAUAUUUAGAAGGUGGGAGCACGAGUAUGAGCCAACUCCCCGAGGGCUUACGAGGAAAUUCAAAUCCACGGCACAGCUGUAUGAGCAGUUCGACGGAUAAAUUUAGAACUGCGUCUUGUAACGUCUUCAGUCGGAAGAGAUGUGAACAGCGGCGAGACAAUUACCAGCACCACUCUAAUUGCGAUUGGGGUUAAUGAUUUGUAACCGAUAGCUUUAAUAAUGGUUGCCUUAUUUACCGACAGUUCAUAGAUCUGUUAUCUGACGUUUGUCAAAUUAAGUAGUUGUAAAUGUUUCUAAUCUGCUAAUAAUGUCUCAUAGGUUUAAUUACCAACCAGGUCAACUCUGAUUAAAGGUAAUAGAUUAAUUAAUCAGGUUUUAUAAUGUCGCGCAGACGCAAUUUUCCCUUCUUAGAAAGCCAAAUUGUUAUUUUUUUUAUUUCAGAAUAAAGCAAAUUAUUUAUUAACCAUUUCUAAAGCAUUAGUCACAGCCGAUAAACUAUUAGCUCCUUUAGACUGUGGAACCCAGAUAUAUAUAUAUAUAUAUUUUUUUUUUAUCUCCAACUGGAAUUGAAAGCACUUAAACGCCAUUUUAUGGCUCUUUCGUGGUCGUCAAUCAUCAGAAACACGGUUAAAUUGUGUCUUUACUUUGCGGUGCUCGUGACAGCUCAUUCAACAAACAUUCAAAGUCAGUUUAAUUACAAAUCACUGCACAAGGUGUCUCAUGAGCACUCGAUAAUGACUCUCACGCCGCUAGUAAUGGGAGUGAACGGUGAGACGUGUUUGUUUUAAAGGUCGCAUUUGGAGAGGAAUGCGGUUUUAGCGUGAGGCAGAACUUCUGUCUGAUUUAGACUGAAGUGUUGGAAAAUGCAGCGUUACAGACACCAGCGACAGCCGAUGUCUCACCGAAAUCAAGAGCUCUUUCAGAUCAUUAAUGUAGCUCUGUCCACAACAAUAUUCAAUAGGAAGUCUUUUAUGUCUCUUUGUUCUCAAGCCUCCAGAGCUGGGGAUAUACUAUGAUCUAGCAACACACCACACAAACGCGGUUAUCCUGUUAUCAGAUGGGAGUCAAGUAAAGGCACAUACAUAAACAUACAUAAAUAGAGAACUGAGCACAGCCUUAAUACUUGGGAGAAGACUGGCUUUAAUGAUGGAUACUAUGAAGCAUACAAUCUCAUAUUUCAAUAUAGACAUUUAGUUUGUGUUUUAGGCGUCUGGUGGUAGUCUGAAGUCUUGGUGUUUAUCCUAAAAUGUAUUUUGAAUGUCUCCUUCAGAUUGUGAGUUUGACGUGUAUUUUAGUGACACAGAGCUUUUUUUUUUUCAUAAAUCACAAGACAAACAGAGCCGCACUGCAGACAACAAAGACACGGUGAAGGCCAGGCAGUGCUCCUGCGUCAUUUACCUGGAUUUGCAUAACGAAAAGUGAGACUAAAUGUGCAGGAAACUUGCAUUUGCGUCACCUUUUGAGUCGUUUACAAAGAGUGCGGUAAAAAUCUGGAAUGACCUGAUAACUAAUGAAUCGUCAGCGAGUGGCAGAAUCGCUCUGAACUGAGUGAUGUGUAGUAGCUAGAGGAAAGAAAAAACACAGGAUGAUCACCGUGACAAACUUCCUCACCCACAGAUAUGUUGUGAUGGAAAGCUGGUCUGGAUUGCGCUCUGGCAAAAAUCCGCUGGGCCAGUUGCCAGCUGACGCAAACUAGUCAUCAGACAUAAACCACCUGAAGCAAAAUGCGCACAUCAACAUUAACACCACUAACUCGGGAAGUCAUCGACCAUCUUGUGACAAUGCAAUGUUCUGCUGGGAAACUAACUGGAUUACUUAGACAGGCCCCCCCACCCCACAGCUAGGACACACUUGGUGGCAAGCGUGCACACAAAAAACUGUUUAGGAACAACUAAAAAAAACACGAAGAACAGCACAAGGUGUUGACCCAGCCUCCAAAUUCAUUAGAUCCCAAACUAAAGAACCCCCAAUAACAACAUCCUGUUGCCAGAUACCACAUUUUCUGAUGAGUCACACCUGUUGUGAAGGCAAAAGGGAGACCUACACAAUGUUAAUGAGGUGGUCAUAAUGUUAUGCUUGAUCGAGGUAGAGGAUCGUCAUUUAAAACUAACAACAUAUGUGUGGCUAUGUUCUGGAAAAAAAUACUGCGGAGAGCCUUAUUCAUACCCGAUCCCUCUGCCACUCCUUACCCUAACUCAAUCACAUUUUGUCGUACCAUAUUGUAAAGUGUUAGCAAGUUUACAGCGCCACUGGAUACUUCAUUGUGAUAUACUGCGUGUCUUGUACAUAGAGCGCUACGGAGUGCCACCACGCCGUCGUACGUGUGGUUCUUGUCUGUGCUGCGUGCUUUGACCAAGACUGGAUUACCCGCUGGGCCCCGGGAAUCGUGUGUCCUGUCUGACACGCAGACUAGUACUCGAUACAGACUGAACUACGCUGGGUUAGGGAACAAACGCCACAGCGGAUCGGCGGAUCGAAACAAUCAAGGCCGAGUGUCAGGGGGAAAUGGGAGAGGAGCAGCCGUCUGCUGAGUCGUGCGUUUUGUUGACUCCUUCAUCUACCCUGACCUCCCCUCCUGCUCGCCCUCCGUCUCCGGGAUUUGGGACCACUAUAUUGCGACACUGCUGCGGUGAGAGUAAUAAGCCGCGGCGGCUUUGUCUCUGUCUUUAUCAGACAUUGCUUUUUGAUAUUUGCGGAAAUGACUGCUGCUCAGCUGGGAGGAUGGUCUCAUUUUCACGCACGGUGAUAAGAAACUGACCUUUAUGUGCGAAACUGGAGGAGAUUCCUUUUAAUCCUCGUGUGUCGAUAUCCCGCUUACAUGCUGCAUAUUCCUGAACACAUCUGAGUGCAAUCAAGAGCUUAUUUUUGUUGCCCUGGGGGACCCUAUACUGGGUGAAUCCAGCCCUGAAUUUGAUAUGUUUGAUAUUGUUUGUUUUUUUUAAUGUUGCUGUGAUGUUACUGUAUUGAGCAGCCGAUGAAGUCCCUCUAAGCCUAUGUGGUUGUUGUAGUCUGACGUUACAAGUUAUAACAUAUUCAGUAUACGAGUGAUGUCUAAACGUGAAGGUUGCUUAUAAAGUCAGACAUAUUGUAAAGUGUCCUCGUAUGCUUAUGAUUGUUUUUCACGUCGUCAUGGACAAACUGCAGCCUGUACUUUCUCUAAUUCAAUAGAAGGCACACAAACUGCCACAGAGACUUCUUUCAGUUUUUAUAUUUCGUACGCCAGGGCUCUUGUUCCUUCCUUUAACGACCAUGAAGAUGGAUAAGAGCCGGUGAUUGGUGCAGGGGUAAUAUUUCACAUGUGUGUGUGAUCAGCCACGUCAAACAAAAAACACUUUGCUAUUUACGGUCAUAAACUCUCGUGACUGUGGAGGGAUACUGGGGAAGCCAGCUGACACCGCACAAAGGGGCCGGUUGAAAACAAACGAGUGCCACUUAUGGGAUCACGGGCGUCCAGUUGCCUCAGGUUAAAUGUGACGUGAAGCCAGAGUCGGAGCCUGGACGCCGCACAAAAGUGAACCGUCGACACCGUCCGCUUCUCACGUUAGCGACAUCGGAUUCAAGCUGCAGGGAGUUUUCGUCAGCUUAAUCAAAUUCCUCCUGAAGUCGUGAUGGCAAAUUUUCGCGAUGCUGCGUGUUCAAGGUUCGGUGCACGGUCCAAGAAAAUCAUCAGGGAGAGUGGAAACAGCAGUUUUGUUUUUCCUUAUGAACAGAAAUUGCCUCAAGCGUUGGUGUAGAGGAGGGAGAAACGUCUGUUUGGUUAGCUCAGCGCAAUCUGAGGGGUGUAAACACGGAAAAACAACUAAAAUGGCUCGGGUCAGUGUCAGCCAGUCAGGGACCUGCAAAUAUGACGAGCAGAAAGUCCAGAAAGUCACAGAGGUGGAGUCGCUGUUUAAUCAGAAAUAGGCACCAUUUAAAGAGUUUACACUUCUGUUUGUACACAGAUAUUCAACACAAUUAAUCAGCGACCGUGAAAAGUAAUUGUAAGUAGAUAUUUAAACCCUUAGAUGGAGACAGGCGAUCCCUCCCCGUUUCCCUUUAACUGUCUUCUGGCUGCAGCUGAAAGUGAUUAAGAGCAUUUCUGAAAAUGUCAGAGUCUUUCAGACCUGCCAGGACGUAAUUAGAUAUCGAACUGUCGACCUUAAUUAAACUGGCGGGACGGGAUCAGCUAAAGACAAUCAUCUCAUAGAAGAAAAAAGCCGGACAUAAUUAAAUGGCCAAAUCUGAGAUUCAUUUUCUAAUUAAACUUUCUUUUCUUUUUUUUUCUUUCAUAUCUCUGCCUGAAAUCAUGACACAAACAUGUCCAGAAAAACUGAAACAGAGAGAGAGGACGGGUCCGUUCUCCGUGUAUAUAGUUAAAUCUGUACCUUCCUGAGGAAAAUGUACAUUUUUAUUUUGAAUGGAAUCUGUUUUUUUUAGUUCCAAUAAAAGUGAAAAGGAUUCCUGCUCUUUUUUUUUUCUUUUUUGUGCAUGGAAACUUGCCUCUGUCAGUUCUUCUUGAGUGUGAUUUCAUUCGCUUUCUGCAAAGUGAAAUCUUACGGCGUGUGUGAUGAUGUGUAUAACAUGUAAGAUGUUCAUUAUUAAAGGUGUAACAGUUCAA